CUGAAGCUUGGGCAUAAUUCUUUUCUGGGCCAAGAAAUGAUCUGCCACUCAAUGGGAUUUCCCAAACUAAAAUGUCUCGAGCUUCAUGGUUUGGGUAACUUAAAGCAGUGGAAAGUGGAAGAAGGGGCCAUGCCUGAGCUCUCAAGUUUACGGAUACGGGAGUGUAAAGUAUUGGAAAUGAUUCCAGAUGGGUUGAGAUGUUUGACCACCCUAGAGGAGGUAUCUCUAGUGGAAAUGCCUGAACUAUUCAACAAUAGAGUUAGGAUAGAGAGUGGUUGUCAACAAGGAGAAGAUUAUGAUAAAAUAAGCCACGUGCCUUCAGUUAAAAUCCAUAGAUUUGUUGGUACAACUUAUCAAGUGGAAAUUGUUCGUCCAAGCAACGCUGUUUAACAAAACCUGGGUCUUGUCUUAAGAAAAUUCU
Coffea eugenioides is the source of this 421-nucleotide messenger RNA. Its product is annotated as putative disease resistance protein At1g59780. Gene Ontology annotation, biological process: protein folding. The transcript has 2 exons. Lineage: Eukaryota; Viridiplantae; Streptophyta; Magnoliopsida; Gentianales; Rubiaceae. Bases 37 to 390 code for a protein of 117 amino acids. Gene Ontology annotation, molecular function: alpha-tubulin binding. The record is from RefSeq and is a predicted model, not a curated record.